CCCUCAGGUCAAUUCGCCGGGUUGAUUUCAAAGCAACGGGAUUCGCCAUUAACUCGCGGCCAUAGUAUAUAAAGAGAAGACGACGCGCCGUAGCUUGUAGUCAGUAGCCACCAUUAUCUCUUUCUUCAUACUGUAACUCGGAAACACCAUGUCUCUCCCUGACGUCGACAUCAAGCCCGCGGAGGGUAUCUCCUACUUCACCCCGGCCCAGGAGCCUCCUGCGGGAACUGCAGCCAACCCCCAGACCAACGGCCAGGUCGUCCCUAAGCUCUUCCAACCCCUUACCAUUCGGGGUGUGACAUUCCCGAACCGCAUUGGCGUGAGUGAUCCCGUUGAAAUCUUCGGUUAAGACAUAUCCUAACGUUUUUGCACAGUUGGCUCCUCUCUGCCAAUACUCCGCUCAGGAUGGCCACAUGACCGACUGGCACGUUGCCCACCUUGGUGGCAUUGCCCAGCGUGGCCCCGGUAUGAUGAUGAUUGAGGCCACUGCAGUCGUCCCCGAAGGCCGCAUUACCCCGCAGGACGUUGGAUUGUGGAAGGACUCUCAAAUUGAGCCGAUGCGCCGUGUGAUCGAGUUCGUUCACAGCCAGAACCAGAAGAUCGGUGUUCAGAUUGCCCACGCCGGCCGCAAGGCUUCCACUGUUGCUCCCUGGGUCAGCUCAACUGUCGUUGCGACGGAGAAGGUUGGCGGAUGGCCAGAAAACGUCAAGGCCCCCAGUGAUAUUCCCUUUGCCGACUCGUUCCCGAAGCCCAAGGCCAUGACCGAGGGGGAAAUCGAGGAGUUCAAGGCAGCCUGGGGUGCUGCUGUGAAGCGCGCUAUUGCUGCUGGCGCAGACUUCAUUGAAAUCCACAACGCCCAUGGAUACCUCCUUUCUUCGUUCCUUUCGCCUGCUGCCAACAAGCGGACUGACAAGUAUGGUGGCUCGUUUGAGAACCGCACCCGUUUGCCUCUCGAGAUCGCCCAGUUGACCCGUGAUGCCGUGGGCCCGCAGGUUCCCGUGUUCUUGCGUGUUUCGGCAACCGACUGGCUCGAGGAGUCCCUCCCCGAAGAAAGCUGGAGGGUGGAGGAUAGUGUGCGCUUUGCGGAGGCUCUUGUCGCUCAGGGUGCUGUCGAUCUGAUCGAUAUCAGCUCUGGAGGCGUUCAUGCCGCGCAGAAGGUCAAGUCUGGCCCUGGUUUCCAGGCUCCAUUUGCUGUGGCCGUCAAGAAGGCCGUCGGCGACAAGCUCGUUGUUGCUACUGUCGGGGCCAUCACCAACGGCAAGCAGGCCAACCGGUUGCUUGAGGAAGAGGGGUUGGAUGUCGCUCUGGUCGGACGCGGUUUCCAAAAAGACACAGCCACAGUGUGGACAUUCGCCCAGCAUUUGAAUGCUGAGAUCUCCAUGGCCAACCAGAUCAGAUGGGGCUUCACCAGACGGGGUGGCACUCCUUACAUCGACCCCUCCGUGUACAAGAGCUCCAUCUUCGACUAAGUGUUUUGUUUUUGUUUUAGCCUGUGUAUAGACUAUGAUUCCUGUCGGAUAUAUAUUGAUAGACUGAUUUGUCGACAAGCCCCUUUAUAAUUGAAAAUAGACGUUCUAAUCACAUUUUCCCGGUUUAAGCCCGCGAUUUAAAUAGAGUGAC
This is a messenger RNA of Aspergillus ruber CBS 135680, 1620 nucleotides long. RefSeq names its product NADH:flavin oxidoreductase/NADH oxidase. Gene Ontology annotation, cellular component: intracellular anatomical structure. The record is from RefSeq and is a predicted model, not a curated record. NCBI's taxonomy places the organism in Eukaryota, Fungi, Ascomycota, Eurotiomycetes, Eurotiales, Aspergillaceae. The transcript has a single exon. The coding region runs from base 414 to 1469 and encodes 351 amino acids. Gene Ontology annotation, molecular function: NADP binding; NADPH dehydrogenase activity; FMN binding.